AUGGCAACCAACGUCGGCAGCUCUCGCGGCAGCUCUCGCGGCAGAACGAGCUUCCUCGACUUACCUGGAGAGUUGCGAAACAAGAUCUACGAUUACUUCCUCAACCUUAAGCCAUCAAUCACCAAAGCUGCCAAUCUAGCCUGCGUUACUCAUAUAGUACACGCCGAGUUCACAACGCUAUUUAUACGACGGUGGCAGUGCAAGAGCGAGACAUUUCAUUUCGAGAGUAUCCACGAAGUGCUCCACUCGUUCUUCGUUCAGUACCCCAACUCGGCUCCCAAGAACGUUCGCUACGUGUUCUGUGUGGGAAUUGAAGCCGGCACCAUUUACCCUGUAGGCCCUGAAGACGAUAACCCCGUCUGUACACUGGACCUGCUCAAAGUUGUUUCUGUUCUGCGUCUAUAUCCGUUGAUCCAUAUCCAUUGGGAUUUGGUCAAUCGUAACAAGGACGCAGUACUUGAAGAUGGAGAGGUUGCCUACGCCGUGUAUGCCUUGGAGGAGAUGAGUGACCAUCAACUGGAAAAGUUGGAUUCCGCAAAGCUCGACCUGUGGUACAACUUCUCCUACGCUUGGGGAAGGCAUGAAGUACAUGCCAAUCUGGAUCUCAGGUUCAAGAAGGGUGCUACCAAAAAAGACGUCAAAACCAUCAGCGCUUCACAAAUUCGUACCGAACACCAAGGGAUCAUAGUGGGGAUUGAGUGGGAGAGAAAUUCUUGGGGCAAGGAUGUCUGCGGAGGGUUUCCUAAAGACCUGUCUUCAAGCAGUGAGGAGGACGACUCCGAUAGUGGCGAAGAGAACUCGGACAGCGGCGAAGACAACUCGGACAGCGGCGGAGUUGAUCCCGAGAGCGAAGACCAGAUCUUGUGCCUGUAA
This is a messenger RNA of Alternaria conjuncta, 873 nucleotides long. RefSeq lists its product as uncharacterized. The coding region runs from base 1 to 873 and encodes 290 amino acids. The record is from RefSeq and is a predicted model, not a curated record. The transcript has 3 exons. Lineage: Eukaryota; Fungi; Ascomycota; Dothideomycetes; Pleosporales; Pleosporaceae.